Messenger RNA from Strongylocentrotus purpuratus (purple sea urchin), 3831 nucleotides. It is a transcript of the gene tm9sf1, whose product is annotated as transmembrane 9 superfamily member 1. NCBI's taxonomy places the organism in Eukaryota, Metazoa, Echinodermata, Echinoidea, Camarodonta, Strongylocentrotidae. Gene Ontology annotation, cellular component: membrane. Bases 233 to 2005 code for a protein of 590 amino acids. Gene Ontology annotation, biological process: protein localization to membrane. The record is from RefSeq and is a predicted model, not a curated record. The transcript has 14 exons.
GGAUAAAGUCCAAUGCGAUAUUUAUAUGCAAGCAAAUGGGAAUAAGGGAUUAUCUCUUAUAUUUUCAUGAUAUCAUAGAAAUCGAAUUUUACAUCAAAAUAAUUUCUGAAAAUAUCAUAUUCCUUAAAUAAUGUCAUAAAGUUUGAAAUUUUGCUUCUUAGAAGCACAAAAGAACGUUUCAGUCCAGCUUUUAAGGACCCAAUAUUCUUGAUCGAGGUUACAUUGUAGCAAAAUGGAGACUGUCGUGUUGGCUAAAAUUGUCGCUUUGGCGACACUUUUGGGGCUUGUUUCUGGUUCUGGGAACCAUUUCAAGGAUGGUGACAAGGUUCCUUUGUAUGUAAACAAGGUGGGACCAUAUUUCAACCCACAUGAAACGUAUCACUACUACCAACUGCCAGUGUGCAGACCAGAAAAGGUUGAAACCAAAAGUCUUACUCUUGGAGAGAUUCUAGAUGGAGAUCGCAUGGCAGAAUCUAUGUAUCAGAUGAAAUUUAAAGAGAACUCAAACAGUGAAGUACUAUGUGACAUGAAGCUCUCUGAAUCAGACCUGAAGCAGCUCAGAGAGGCCAUUGAAGAAUUGUAUUACUUUGAGUUUGUCGUAGAUGAAAUACCAAUCCGAGGCUUUGUGGGUCACUUCCAAGAGAGUGGUUUCAUACCCCACACUCACAAGAUCUACCUCUGGGUUCACCAUCACUUCCACAUAGAAUACAAUGCAGAUCAGAUCAUAUUCGUGAAUGUAACGACGAGAGACAAGCAGCCCCAGAGUCUUGACGAUGUCGAGCCCCCUCUCCAGAUUAAGUUCACCUAUGCUGUCACAUGGCAUGAGUCUAAGAUGAAGUACAGCGAUAGAGGUCUCAAACAGGUCAAGAAUGCCAGCUUCUUCCCAAGAACACUUGAGGUUCAUUGGUUGUCCAUCAUCAACUCCAUGGUCCUGGUAUUCCUUCUUCUUGGUUUUGUUGUCAUUAUACUGAUGCGUGUGUUGAAGAAUGACUUUGCACGAUACAACCUGGACGAUGAUGAAGCUGACGAGUUAGACCAAGAAGAGAAUGGCUGGAAGAUUGUCCACACAGAUGUAUUUAGGUUCCCUCCCUACAAGAGUCUGCUAUGCUCCAUAUUGGGUGUUGGAAUGCAGUUCCUGACCCUAGCUACGUGUCUUAUACUGAUGGCCCUGUGUGGCAUGUUCAACGUCCAUCGGCAUGGAUCAAUGAACACCGCUUUCAUCCUAUUAUAUGCCCUUACCUCAUGUGUAUCCGGCUAUACGGCUAGUAAUAUGUACAAACAAAUAGGAGGAGAGAAUUGGGUGUGGAACCUUAUAUUAACUGCUAGUAUGUUCUCAGUCCCAUCUUUCAUCAUCUGGAGUAUAGUGAACUCUGUAGCAUUGUAUUGGGACUCAACAAUGGCCCUACCCUUCACCACAGUUCUAUUACUACUCAUGAUAUGGAUCUGUGUCGGUUUCCCACUGACCGUCAUGGGAGGCAUCAUGGGCAAGAACAUGGCCGACGGGUUCGACGCACCUUGCAGGACGAAAAACAUCGCAAGGGAAAUCCCCUCUGUGCCCUGGUUUCGCUCCUGGAUCAUGCAUUGCAUCGUGGGUGGAUUCCUGCCUUUCAGUGCCAUCUCAGUGGAGCUGUACUACAUCUUUGCAACUCUGUGGGGUCGUGAGCAGUACACCCUCUACGGCAUUCUGUUUGUAGUCUAUGCUAUCCUGCUGAGCGUGACAGCCUGUAUCUCUGUAGCCCUCACCUAUUUCCAACUGUCCAAUGAAGACUACAGGUGGUGGUGGAGGUCCAUCUUCAGUGCAGGGUCUACUGGUGGCUUUGUAUUCUUGUAUGCCAUCUUCUACUACAACAAGCGCUCCAGCAUGUCCGGGGGGUUGCAGACCAUCGAGUUCUUCGGUUACACGCUUCUCUUCUGCUACAUCUUCUUCCUGAUGCUCGGCACCGUGUCGUUCUUCGGAUCGCUACGCUUCAUCCGUUACAUCUACAUCAACCUCAAGAUGGACUGAGAGGACGAUAUUUGAUUGCGGUCCAUAACUAGUAGAGUAGAGAUAGUUACGCCACCGGAAGUCGUGCUUACUCGUAGAUCAAAUCCUGGAGAACUAAAGUUGUUCCCUCCCAUGAGAAUUGUUUGUGGGGGGGAGCUAUUUGGAACUCCAUGAAUUGACCUUUGAAGCAUGUCAUCAUGCGUGUGUCAAAACUCUCUCUCUCUCAAGAUGCUAUGGUAGGGCCAAAUCAUUGCAUAAAGACCUUGAACCCAUCUUAGUGAUUAGGCUUUGGAGUUGAUCAGGGACCCGUUUCACAAAGCAUUUUUCAAUGACAAUUGACAAAAAUCAGUGACUAAUCUGCUGAUAACCAAUCAGGAGCUAGAAUUUCAGUAGCUUCUAACAAAAUCUGUCAUUUGUCACUGAUGACAAGUUUUGUGAAACGCCCCCCAGGACAAGCAUUACUGCUAAUAUUAUUGGAAUGGUUUGCUUCAUAAAGCUUGGGGACUGCCUAGGGGGUGUAGCAGGUUUGGUUGUUGUGUCGCACAGUUUUAACAGACAUCAUUAUUGAUUGAAAAUUGUGACUAUAAAAUGCUAUUUGGGUAUAAUCGCUUUAGAGAGAGAGAUAGAGAGAAAGUUUUUAGUUGUAAUGUAUCGUGGCUAUUGCCUUAAGAAGAGAAUUGGUGGUGGGUUUCUCUCAGUCUGUCUCUCAACCAUGCUCCCGUCCCCUCUCUCUCUCUCUCUCUCUCUCUCUCUCUCUCUCUCUCUCUCUCUCUCUCUCUCUCCCUCCCUCCCCCCCCCCCCCCCCCCUCUCUCUCUCUAUCUUUCCUUUCUCGCAUGGAAUGAUAGUAUAAUUACAGAAAAAAAUCCAGUGCACUUGUCAUUGCCUUUGAGUUCCUUUGUGAUGUUUAAGGCAAAUAUAAUUCUACACACACAUCCUUCCAUAAAAGAAUAAUAAUGAAAUAAAUUAACCUAUUGCCUGCUGGACCUGAAUGGCUCCUGUAUUAAGUCUAUUGGAAUGAGAGGAAUCCAGUAGUCAACCGGUUAAUACUCCAAUAAUUAUUCCAACAGAGGUUGGUCAAAAUCAUGGACGUAAUUACUAUCAUUUUCUUGCAUGAUCAUGUGUAUUAAAACUCUCCUCUAGUUCUCUUCUUUUUAAAUUCCUCUUCUUACUCUUUCAUUUUUCUUCUCACUUUACCUCCUUUUCAACUCUUUCCAGAUAUAUACUGGGGAAGAAAAUGUAAUAUUUCGGAUACAAGGCUGAGACAUCAAACGUUUUGCGAUACUUUGUCAUAUGUGUUUUUUUAUAAUUCAGUAAAUUCUCUAUAUUAAUUCACUAUAAGUAACAUGUUAUUAUUGAUGUACAAACACUGAAUUUUAUUUAUGUUUGAACUAUUGAUUGAAACAUUCAUUUUUUUUUUUUACUUGAAGUAAAUCACUGUGGUUAAAAUCAGAAAUGAGGAGAUAUGAUUUUAAUGUGCUUGUUUACUUUAUUAUACUUACUAUUUUGUGUAAUCUUUACAUUAUCACUCCUGUUCAUAUUAUCACUAAUUCACUACUUGUUUUAAAGAAGUUCAACAAUUUUUUUUUUUUUUUUUUUUUUUUUUUUUUUUUUUUUUUUUUUAAUGUUGUUGAUGAGAUGGGAUUUGGAUGUAUUUACUAUGUUCAGCAAACCUUUGAAGCUUGUCCAGUAUGCUUUAGUGUGCAAUCAGAAAGUGUGAGCUGCAGAUAUUAUUUUAUUUUUAUUUUUAAUGGCAAAUCCUAGGUAUUUAGUUACUACAUAGACAACAACAAACAAAUGCAAGUUUUGAUUUUCAGCAAAAAGGGCAGCACUUAGCCAUCUAGUCUAA